Molecule: messenger RNA, 1908 nt
Organism: Nicrophorus vespilloides
Lineage: Eukaryota; Metazoa; Arthropoda; Insecta; Coleoptera; Silphidae
Gene: IFT57
Product: intraflagellar transport protein 57 homolog
Exons: 4
Coding region: 143-1321 (392 amino acids)
Biological process (GO): non-motile cilium assembly; intraciliary transport
Cellular component (GO): centrosome; Golgi apparatus; cilium
Source: RefSeq, a predicted model, not a curated record
ACACUGAUUAUUAAAAAACAAUCGUUAUUUGAAACAAGAUUGAAGUGCUGCCAUCUAACAGUCGCGGUAAAUAUUAAAUUUUGAAAGAGCGUCUCCAUUGAUUGAUUGGAUACAAACAAAUAGUUGUUUGUAAUCAGAAAGAAUGGAACGCAAAGAUGCGAGGAUCGUCAGCGAAAAGGAAUCCCCGUAUUCGGGUUACGUUAUCAUGGAGGAUCUUGCGGAGAAGCUGAAGAAUUUGGGUUACGAUCGUGAAUCGCCGAAGAUGAAACCCAUCCACAAGCAUUACUUCAUGGUGCAGAAGAACCCAGGGGAGCAGUUCUAUUUGUUCUCCUCGUUGGCGGCGUGGCUGAUCAGGAAAAGCGGGAAGAGUUUCGAGCAGCCCCAGGAGUUCGACGAUCCGAACACCACGAUUGCCAACAUCCUGGACGUCGUCAGAAACGAUAAGGGUUUAGUAUUGGAAUUUGCGCCUAAUAAACUGAAGCAAGGAUACGGAGAUCACGUUGUCUUCAUUUUGGAUCAUCUGGCUGACGUCGCUUUGGAACACGAAGGAUUCCAAUGGAAAAGAGCUAAACCUUCUGCGGAAACCGAAGAGGAAGCCGAGAUGAUCGAGGAUGAAUCCGAGUUGGUUUUGGAUCGCGUCGAGGAGGAGAUGAUGGCCUAUUAUUCCGACGACGAAGAUGAUCCGUACGUCUUCAACGUGGAUGCGGCGCCCGCAAAGAAAUCCGAAGUCUUUGAAAUCAACACGAAUAUUAACGAGGAGGAAUGGAAAUUGGAGUUGGAGCGAGUGUUACCGCAACUUAAGGUUACCAUCAGCAACAGCAGUAGAGAUUGGAGGUCGCAUUUAGAUCAGAUGAAGCAGUACCGUACCACGAUUGAUCAGACGUUCUUCAGCACGAAGAACAAUUUGGAUAAGUUGCACAAGAAUAUCUCAGUGGCCGUGGAAAAAAUCGGCAAUCGCGAGAAGUAUCUGAAUAGGGAAUUGGACGCCGUUCUGGACGAGUACAGGUUGCUUCAAGAUCAAUUAUCGAAGGUGACGGAUAAUUACAGGAACAUUAGCGGCGGAGUGACGGAGAGGAAUCGGGAUUUGGAGCAGCUCUCUGUUCGGUUGGAGUCUGUGAAACAGGAGAUGGAGCAGAGGGGAAGUUCAAUGACAGAUGGAACGCCUCUCGUUAAAAUAAAGAAGGGGAUCAGCCAGAUUAAAGCGCAGAUUACGAAGAUGGAUAUACGCAUCGGCGUUUUGCAAUGUUUGCUUUUGCAGUCGAAAAUCCAGGAGAAAAAGUUGCUGGAGGACGAUCUCGGACAAACGAUUCAUGCGUUUUGAUAAUUGUAAUUUUGUAAUUUAUUAAUUUUAAGAGUGACACGGUUUCAAAUCUGAACAACAUUAUCAAUUUCAUGAUAUAUUCUAGUUGAAAUAAAUCAAAGGAGGCAUGGAAACAAAAGUAGCCAAUCUCGAUGAGUUUGUAGAAACGACCAAUCAAAAUGCGAAGUGUAUGCAGUGUAAAUAAAUAAAAUAACCAAUCAGGAACUACAGAAGAAGAAAAAAUAACAAUCCCAACUACGAAUAAAGAUAGGAAAGGAAACAACCAAUUAUAAUGGCAAUAGUUUUUGUUUGCGUCUAUGGAAAUUUUGGUAAACACAAAAAAUACAAUGAAAGAUAAUAAAUCAGCAGCCAAUAAAAACUGACGAAUUACAGAAGUUGUAAAAAAAGGGACAACCAAUGCGUGCAAAGAUAAAUAAACAACCAAUAAAAAAACAGUUGAAUGCUACCAAUAACCUUAGAGUAAAUUGAGAUUGGUAUAUGAAUUGUCGAAUAAUGGGCGUUUCUAUUAUAUAUUAUGUUAGUUUCUUUAAUUUUUAUAAAAUCAAUUAAAUAUAAAGUUGGUAAUUGGUAAUCAAAUUAUGAUUGUG